Molecule: messenger RNA, 689 nt
Organism: Dipodomys spectabilis (banner-tailed kangaroo rat)
Lineage: Eukaryota; Metazoa; Chordata; Mammalia; Rodentia; Heteromyidae
Gene: Dnlz
Product: DNL-type zinc finger
Exons: 3
Coding region: 57-581 (174 amino acids)
Biological process (GO): protein folding; protein stabilization; protein import into mitochondrial matrix
Cellular component (GO): mitochondrion
Molecular function (GO): protein-folding chaperone binding; zinc ion binding
Source: RefSeq, a predicted model, not a curated record
CAAGAUGGCGGGCUCGGCUUCAGCCGCGAGGGGCGGGGCCGGGGGACGCUGCCGGGAUGUUGCGGAUGGCGCUGGGCCGCGUGCCGGCGCUGCUGGGAGGUGCGCGGACCCGAGGGCCCGGCCUGAGGAGGCUGUGGGGCCGGGGGGCGCGCACGGAGGUCUCCAGGAGGCGGUGGGCCUGGGGCUGGCGGCGCUGCACCUCUGGACCGGGGCCCGCGGCGGCGCUGGGGCGCGUAGAGGCGGCGCAUUACCAGCUCGUCUACACUUGCAAGGUCUGUGAGACCCGGUCCUCCAAGCGCAUCUCAAAGCUAGCCUAUCACCGGGGUGUGGUCAUCGUGACCUGCCCGGGCUGCCAGAACCACCACAUCAUCGCCGACAACUUGGGCUGGUUCUCUGACCUGGACGGGAAGAGGAACAUUGAAGAGAUCCUGGCAGCCAAAGGGGAGAAAGUACGCCGGGUGGCUGGCGAAGGAGCUCUGGAACUGACUUUGGAGCCUGGGGGGGCUUCCAGCUCCCCCACUGCCCCAGAAGAGGGUGAAGGUGAGGAUCCUGCCCACCCCAGCCAGACAGAGCAGAGAUGACUUGCAUGGUGCUUGCCUGUGGACUCCUGCCUUCCACAAAGAUGCUUCCAUCAGUCCCGGCCUCUCAGACUCUGCCUGCUUCUUGUCAGUAAACAAACGUCACCUUCA